Molecule: messenger RNA, 1569 nt
Organism: Fraxinus pennsylvanica
Lineage: Eukaryota; Viridiplantae; Streptophyta; Magnoliopsida; Lamiales; Oleaceae
Source: the annotation of a GenBank genome assembly
AUGUAUGUAAAUUUCAAAUUAGGAUCAUCUAUUGUCCUAAAUUUAGGUAACAAUAUCCUUCGUCAACUGAGUACAAAAGCAAACCCACUAUUCCCCUGGAACUCAAGGAUCACUAGCUAUUUCAAGAAAGGUGAUGUGAAGAAUGCCCGCAGACUGUUCGAUGAAAUGCCUCAAAAGAAUGUAGUGACUUGGAACUGCAUGAUUUCAGGGUAUGCCAAAAAUGGGAUGGUUUGCGAGGCUCGUAAAGUCUUUGAUUUGAUGCCAAGUAAGAAUAUAGUAUCAUGGACCGCAAUGUUAAGCGGGUACGCAAAGAAUGGAAGAUUAGAAGAGGCGCGGAGAUUGUUUGAUGCGAUUGAAGAUAAGAAUGUGGUUUGCUGGAAUUCCUUGGUUUCUGGGUAUGUAAGUAAUGGGAGAUUGGAGGAGGGUAGGGCAUUGUUUGAUGUGAUGCCAGUGAAAAAUGAUGUCUCAUUCGCGAUAAUGAUUGAAGGGUAUUUUCAUUAUGGAAUUACGAGGGAAGCCAAGAAAUUGUUUGAUGAAUCUCUGAAUAAAAGCGUGUUUCUUUGUAAUGCCAUGUUGGCAGGUUAUAGUGAAAUGGGGUGUGUUGAGGAGUCGUAUGGUUUGUUUGUGAGAAUGUGCAAACGUGAUUCGGCUUCUUGGACUAGUAUGAUAAAAUGUUUCUUCAGAGUGGGGGACAUAGAGAGAGCUAGGAAAUUGUUUGAGGAGAUGCCCGAGAAGGAUGUGGUGUCUUGGACUGCAAUGAUUCGGGGUUAUUUGAAUUAUAAUAAGAUUGAGUUGGCACAAGAAUUGUUCAAUAGAAUUCCAGAUAGGGAUGUUAUUGCAUGGAACUCAAUGCUUGUUGGCUUUGUUGAGAAUGGAAAAUUCCAUGAGGCUCUUGAUCUAUUUACUAGGAUGCCCGUGCGGGACAUAGUUUCGUGGAAUUCAAUACUAUUUGGAUAUGUGCAACAAGAAGAUAUGACUAGUGUUUACAAUUUUUUUGAAGAGAUGCCUAGGAAGGAUGAAACAUCAUGGAACACUCUGAUUUGUGGAUACCUUGGCGAGGAAGCAUUGGUUUUGUACAUCCAGAUGUUGCAAAACGGAUUUAAGCCGAAUCAGGUUACAUUAUCUACUGUGAUAUCUGUUUGUGGUGUUCAUUCGAUACAAAUGUUCGGAAGAGGGAUGCACAACUUUGUGGUCAAGAGUGGUUAUGAAAUUGACAGAAUGAUAACAUGCUCAUUGAUUUCCAUGUAUUCUAGAUGUGGCUUCAUAAGUGAGGCUUAUUCAGUAUUUGAAAAGAUGAUGAAUCGCGAUACUGUAGCAUGGAAUGCCAUGAUUGUGGCGCAAGCAUAUCAUAAUUCUGCUAAAGAAGCCCUUACUCUUUUUUCUCGCAUGAUUCAAUCUGGAUCACAACCCGACCAUGUUACUUUUCUUGUACUCUUGACUGCCUGUGCUCACUCCGGACUGGCAAAUGGUGAAAAUCGUAUAGACAAAUCUCUAAACCAUAGUUCACUUGUAACAAAAGCUUUCGUGGUUGCAUGCCCAUAUGCAAUCAAACAGUUCUCUAUGUUUUGA